CUCCAAGGCAGGAGCCGAUGAACAAGUGACCGCAGACUUCUUGAGGAAUGUGCACGCCUGUGCCUUGGGGGUUGGAUUCUCUUCCUGAGUCCCAGGAGAAGCUGAAGGAGCUCCCAGUCAUGGAAGACCCUGGGGAGACAGGAGCACACCCUUUGGGAGCUGCCAACCUGAACUUUGUUCCUGGACACCAACAGAAAGAAAAGCCAUCUCCAGACCCUCUGUAUGACACGCCUGAAGCCGGCGGGGCACCGGCAGGUGGGUCCCAACCACCAGCACGCACUGUGAGCCUGCGGGAACGGCUGCUGAUCACCCGGCCGGUGUGGUUACAGCUGCGGGCGAACGCGGCAGCCGCACUGCACGUGCUGAGGACAGAGCCUCCAGGGACCUUCCUGGUACGGAAAUCUAACACUCACCAGUGUCGGGCUCUGUGUGUGCGGCUGCCAGAAGCCAGUGGCCCCUCCUUUGUCUCCAGCCACUAUAUCCAAGAGAGCCCUGGCGGCAUCUCUUUGGAGGGUUCAGAGCUCAUAUUCCAGGACCUGGUUCAGCUCAUAUGUGCAUAUUGCCAUACCAGGGACAUUCUUCUCCUCCCACUCCGGCUCCCCAGAGCCAUUCAUCAGGCAGCCACCCACAAGGAGCUAGAGGCGAUCUCCCAUUUGGGCAUGGAGUUCUGGAGUUCCUCCCUUAACGCCAAGGUUCAGCAGAGGCCUAGUGAAGCCCCACCGAUACCCAAGCUGAAGGCUCGCUCCCCUCAAGAGCUGGACCAGGGCACUGGUGCAGCCCUCUGCUUCUUCAACCCCCUCUUCCCAGGGGAUCUGGGCCCCACCAAACGUGAGAAAUUCAAGAGGAGUUUUAAAGUGCGUGUGUCCACAGAGACCUCCAGCCCCCUGUCUCCACCCGCUGUACCGCCUCCCCCAGUCCCAGUGCUGCCCGGGACUUCUUCCAGCCAAACAGAAAGGCUGCCUCCUCGACAGCUGCUGCAGAGGGAGAGCUCAGUGGGGUAUCGUGUGCCAGGGACUGCUUCCGGCCCGAGUCUCCCUCCCCUACCUUCACUUCAGGAGGCGGACUGCGGCUCCCCCAGCAGCUCGGAGGAGGAGGGUUCUCCAGGAAGCUCUACAACCUCCCCGCGCCUGGGCCGCCCAAGGCAGCGGCGGCCUUUGCUUCGGUCCAUGAGUUCUGCCUUCUGCUCUCUGCUGGCACCAGAGAGGCAGGUGGGCCGGGCAGCCACAAUGCUAAUGCAAAACCGAUAUACAGCUGUGGGUCAGCUAGUGCAGGACCUACUGACCCAGGUUCGUGCUGGUCCUGAGCCCCGGGAGUUGCAGGGCAUCCGCCAGGCCCUAAGCCGGGCCCGGGCCAUGCUCAGUGCAGAGCUGGGUCCUGAGAAGCUGCUACCACCGGAGAGGCUUGAACUGGUCCUGGAGAAGUCCUUGCAUCGCUCUGUUCUCAAGCCUCUUCGACCUCUUCUAGCUGCCCGCCUGUGGCGCCGUCUUUCCUCAGAUGGUUCCCUUGGCCGCCUAGCAGAGGGCUUCCACCUGGCCCGGACCCAGGGACCUGGAGCCUUUGGGUCCCACCUGUGCCUCUCCUACCCAGUGGAGACAGAGCAGGUGCGCCAGAAACUGCUUCAGCUGCUUGGCACCUAUUCACCGAGCGCCCAGAUCAAGCGGCUCCUGCAGGCCUGCAAGCUGCUCUACACAGCCCUGCAAGCCCAGGCGGGGGAGGAUGCAGGUGCUGAUGAGUUCCUGCCUCUACUGAGCCUCGUCUUGGCUCAAUGUGACCUUCCUGACCUCCUGUUAGAAGCUGAGUACAUGUCGGAGCUACUGGAACCUACCCUGCUCACCGGAGAGGGCGGCUACUACCUGACCAGCCUCUCCGCCAGCUUGGCCUUGUUGAGUGGCCUGAGCCAGGCCCGCGCUCUCCCACUCAGCCCAGCACAGGAGCUCCAGCGCUCUCUGGCCCUCUGGGAGCAGCGCCGCCUGCCGGCCACCCACAACUUCCAGCACCUCCUCCGAGUGGCCUACCAGGACCCCAGCACAGGCUGCACCUCCAAAACCCUGGCUGUGCCCCCAGGGUCCUCAGUUGCCACCCUGAGCCAACUCUGUGCCACCAAGUUCCGAGUGACCCAUCCUGACGCAUUCGGCCUCUUCCUCUACAAGGACCAGGGCUACCACCGCCUGCCCCCUGAAGCCCUGGCCCAGGGGCUUCCUGCAACUGGCUACCUCAUCUACCGCCGAGCAGAGAGGCCUGAGACCCAGGGGGCUGCAACAGAAAAGGCAAAGACAGGCAGUGAGAGGCAAGAGGCGGGAGCGUGGGAGGAGGAGAAAGGGGGCCUGAAGAGUGAGGGAGAGUCAGAGACAACUGGUGCCCGAGGAGGCGGGCACCAGGCCAGAGGAGCUCAUGCACAACCAGAGGAGCAAAGGGUAGAGGGAAGCCAGGCUGCAGAAGAGUAGCCAGAAAGAGCCGAGAGGGUGACCUGGGCCUCCAGGAGCCUGAAUCUGCCCUUCCCAGCUGCCAAGCUUCCUUCGCCACCCACACCCAGUUCUCUGUUGUGUCUGCCACCACCUCUGUCUGAUCUUCAUGAGUCCACCUUCUAGGAAACAGGGGCUGGACACAUAGACUAGGGCAAAGUUAAGAGAGUUAGAAGACUCCAAGACCCUGUGUCCAAGGCCCCUGGCCUGUGUUCCUCCCGAGCCCACAGGGAUAAAUGUCCCUGGAAAGGGGCAAAUUCAUCUAAUGGCCAACUCCAGCAUAGGAGGAGGGUGUUCCUGGCUGCUUUUGCCUCUCCUGCUGCCCAUGGGCACAGGGUGUGUUGCUGGAGUUUCCAGACCCUGAACAAUCCUGGUCUCUCCUGGUUCCAAGAGCCAGGGCGGUGGUAGAAUAAUAGCCAAGGUCCCCAAGGGCUCUUCCUGGUUUGCGAAGAGGGGCGUGAGCACCCCAAGGGCUCUUCCUGGUCUGCAAAGAGGGGCGUGAGCACCCCAAGGGCUCUUCCUGGUCUGCGAAGAGGAGCAUGAGCACUGUUUUGCAGGGCUUCUGGUGAUCCAGGCCCCACGUGGAUAGUUGGCAACAAAGACUGGGCAGGGGAAAGGGAGGAAAGGACAGGUGUUAGCGGCCACAUCAUUCCUUAGGGUCCUGGCCACACCAGGCAGGCCUCAUCUGUGUCUUCUUCCUCAGUCAGUCCAGAGACUGCCCUGGAGGUCAGGUCACAAGAGAGAAAGCACCUAUGUUCCGGCCGUUUUUCAAGAUCAGAAGUCUAGUGAGGCACUUCAGUAUUUCUGGGAAACUGGACCCUGAGAAGUAAUUCCCACUAGCAGGAAGAGAAGUUUCCAGAAGAGAGGUGUUCCGCAAACAUUGUCUUUGUACUCCUCUUUUGGGGCUCUUGCAAAUGCCGGAUCAUAAGGCACAGCAUAUAGCUUGCAGGCCCUACUGCAGGUAAUUCCCAAAAUGUCUUAACAAACUAUCCCCUCAAGGCCAGGGCUGCCAGAGGGAAGCCGCUGCAAAUCUGAGCAGAGGAAAAUCUCCACCAAUAGCCACAAGAGGGCAUGCACAGCCUAAGACGCUACAGAGGGUGACAACUCUCCCCACACCCACACCCACACCCACACCCCGGGUGUGUGUGUGUAUGUGGGGAUAAAGAGAAUUUAAGAGCCAUACAGUGUAGGCUGUCACUGGCCUUACACCCUUACAGUUAUUGACAGCCUGGGAAAUGCAGGGUGGAGCCCACUUGCAGUCAGAGAUUUUUUUUUCGAGACAGGGUUUCUCUAUUGUUUCGGAGGCUGUCCUGGAACUCACUUUGUAGACCAGGCUGGCCUCGAACUCACAAAGAUCUGCCUGCCUCUGCCUCCUGAGUGCUGGGAUUAAAGGCGUGCGCCACCAUAGUCAGAGGUUAUUAGGAAGAAUUGCUUCCAGUCUCAGGCGCUCUCCUGACACCAGCACGAGGACACCAGCUCACAUGUCACAUUACAACAAAGAGGCAGAGGCGUGGACCCUGACUUUCCAAUCCACAUUUAGCCAGUGUAGGGCUCCAAAGUAGUCACUAGGCCACGAGUGUCCUUCCUUCCCCACUUUCAUGCCUCCCUAGUAGGGGAGAGUGUGGGAGAAGGGGCAAGUCCAUCUGGUGUCCCAUAUGGGGUGGAGGGGGAGGGUGUCCCAGCUCCUUGUGCCUCUCUACCACCCAGAGGCACAGACAGGGUUGCUGGGACUUCACAGCCCUGAGCAACAUGGCCCUUUAUUCCAUGCUAUGUCCUCCCUCCCCACAACGCUCUGUAUAGGAUGGAGUACUAUCAGGUGCUCAAUAAAUGGUGUCCACUGA
Messenger RNA from Mesocricetus auratus (golden hamster), 4303 nucleotides. It is a transcript of the gene Rin1, whose product is annotated as Ras and Rab interactor 1. The record is from RefSeq and is a predicted model, not a curated record. Gene Ontology annotation, molecular function: guanyl-nucleotide exchange factor activity; small GTPase binding. Bases 48 to 2444 code for a protein of 798 amino acids. NCBI's taxonomy places the organism in Eukaryota, Metazoa, Chordata, Mammalia, Rodentia, Cricetidae. Gene Ontology annotation, biological process: vesicle-mediated transport; signal transduction. Gene Ontology annotation, cellular component: endocytic vesicle; cytosol. The transcript has 11 exons.